Messenger RNA from Lolium rigidum, 985 nucleotides. Its product is annotated as ABSCISIC ACID-INSENSITIVE 5-like protein 3. Gene Ontology annotation, cellular component: nucleus. Lineage: Eukaryota; Viridiplantae; Streptophyta; Magnoliopsida; Poales; Poaceae. Gene Ontology annotation, biological process: positive regulation of DNA-templated transcription. The record is from RefSeq and is a predicted model, not a curated record. Gene Ontology annotation, molecular function: DNA-binding transcription factor activity. The annotation marks the transcript as partial. The transcript has 3 exons.
GGUGGUGGUGGCGGCGGUGUCGGCGGGGGAGGGGUGCUGUCGCGCCAGGGGUCGGUGUACGGGCUCACGCUCAACGAGGUGGAGAGCCACCUGGGCGAGCCGCUGCGGAGCAUGAACCUGGAGGACCUCCUGCGCACGGUGCUCCCCGCCGAACCGCACGCGCCGGGGACGGGGACGGGCAAGAAGACGGUGGACGAGGUGUGGCGCGACAUCGAGAGCGCCGGCCGCGGCCGGCAGCCCACGGUGGGCGAGAUGACCCUGGAGGACUUCCUCUCGCGCGCUGGCGUGCCGGUCGACGGCGCCGGCGGGGGCGGGGCGUGCGGCGCAGGUGCGCAUUGGCUGCAGCAGUACCAGCCGCCGCAGCAGUACGUGGCGCGGCCCUUGCCGCGCCCCCUUGGCGUGGGCGCCGGGCCCGUCCUGGACGCUGCGUACCACGACGGCGGUGGCGGCGGGUUCCUCUCGCACGCAGGCGGCGGGCGGAAGCGUGGCUCGGCGCUGGUGGCCGGAGGGGACGGCGUGGUCGAGAAGACGGUGGAGCGGCGGCAGAAGCGGAUGAUCAAGAACCGCGAGUCGGCGGCCAGGUCCCGUGCCAGGAAGCAGGCGUACACGAACGAGCUGGAGAACAAGAUCUCGCGGCUGGAGGAGGAGAUCCAGCAUCUCAAGGACCUCAAGAAGCUGGAGCCUGUAAUGCAGUUCGUGCCACAGCCGGAGCCGCAGCCGGGAACGAAGGAGCAGCAGCAGCAACAACAACUGCAACACCAGCAGCAGCUCAUCCGUCAGGUGGUGCUGUACAUGCCCCAGCCAGAGCCGGAGCCGAAUCAGCACCACCUCCGGCGGAUCAAGUCCGCCUGCUUCUGAUCGACAGCAACACCGACAUUGUUCAUAGUAGCCAAGACUCCGUAGGGCGUUAGGAAUCUGUACUUGGGGUGUAAUGCUAAGUAUGUGAGAAGAAGAACAGCUGCUAAUCAAAACCAACUCUUUUAUA